AUGCUCUUCGAGAGCAUCCAGGAGGGGAAGUACGAGUUUCCCGACAAGGACUGGGCACACAUCUCCUUCGGAGCCAAAGACCUCAUUUCCAAGCUGCUGGUGAGAGAUGCCAAGAAGCGGCUCAGCGCGGCCCAGGUCCUGGAGCACCCCUGGGUGCAGGGGUGCGCCCCGGAUAACACCCUGCCGACCCCCAUCAUCCUGCAGAGGUGA
This is a messenger RNA of Nipponia nippon (crested ibis), 210 nucleotides long. Lineage: Eukaryota; Metazoa; Chordata; Aves; Pelecaniformes; Threskiornithidae. The record is from RefSeq and is a predicted model, not a curated record.